AUGGAAGAUGAUUCGCGUUCAAAUAUUUUCGAUCGAAUGCUUAAUACUGUAAACGGAGGUAUUAAAUGGACUACGCAGCAAAUAACAUCAGCGUGUCCUUGGAGAAGAAAAAAGUCUGAAAGCCAAUUAAUUAUUCCCGAAAAAGAAAGCGAUAUUAAACCCGAUUAUCGUUCCGUUCCACAUACCGAUGAUCGUACCGAUCCACAAAUCAAUGAUCGUGGAGAUACACGAACAGAUGUUCGUACCGAUAAAAAAGACCAAGACAAAUCUAAAGAUUCAGAUCAAAAGUUAUGGGAUUACAAAGCACCUAGUGAAAUGUGUCCACCACGGGAACCACCUUGUUGUUUCAUUAAAAUGCAGGAUCCUAGCACACCUUGCUGUUGCGAACCGAAACCUGCUCCUUGUCCACCUUACCACGAAGAACCUCGAGAGCCUACUUGUGGUUGUGAUCUUUGUAAAAAGGGAUAUCCUAAUGAUAAAUGUUGCGAUCACAGAGAACAAUUUCGAAGGGGCACCUUUCUACCAAGACAUUUCGAAAAGGCUUGA
Polistes canadensis is the source of this 546-nucleotide messenger RNA. RefSeq lists its product as uncharacterized. Lineage: Eukaryota; Metazoa; Arthropoda; Insecta; Hymenoptera; Vespidae. The record is from RefSeq and is a predicted model, not a curated record. The transcript is spliced from 3 exons. Bases 1 to 546 code for a protein of 181 amino acids.